GGUAAAGUUAGCAAGGCUGUCACUUAACCUAACAGCUGUGUUGUGUAGUUUAAUUGAAGUUCUAAGUGUGGUCCUGCAUAUUUUUAAACUAAUUUAGCUAAAUAAUGCCUCCAAAAAAAGUUCCCGAACCAGAGCGAAAGCCGAUCAUCGGUCGUGUAGGGACCAAUCUUCGUGUUGGCAUCGUAGGCGUGCCCAAUGUUGGAAAAUCGACAUUUUUCAAUGUCCUAACGAAAAGCUCGGCGGCGGCUGAGAAUUUUCCGUUUUGCACCAUCGAUCCCAAUGAAAGUAGGGUACCCGUUCCCGACGCAAGAUUCGAUUAUCUCUGCGAAUAUUUCAAACCUCUAAGCAAAGUACCUGCAUUUCUAAACGUAGUAGACAUCGCGGGUUUGGUGAAGGGCGCAUCGGAAGGUCAAGGACUGGGAAAUGCUUUUCUGUCACACAUUAGCGCGUGCGAUGCAAUUUUCCAUCUAUGCCGAGCCUUCGAGGAUGACGACGUAACACACGUCGACGGCGAGGUCAACCCGGUUAGAGAUCUGGACGUGAUUUCCGAAGAACUGCGUCUGAAGGACGAGGACAUGUUGUCCAAAAAUUUGGAAAAGUUGGAGAGAACGGUGGUGCGUGGCGGAGACAAAAAGAGCAAACCAGAAUAUGAUACUUUGAUGAAAAUUAAGUCCGUAUUAGUCGACGAGAAGAAGCAUAUCCGAUUCGGCGACUGGGAUGCGAAAGAUAUCGAAGUGCUGAACCGGUAUCUCUUCUUGACGUCGAAGCCUUGUAUGUACCUAGUAAAUUUGUCUGAAAAGGACUACAUUAAGAAGAAAAAUAAGUGGUUAAUAAAAAUUAAGGAAUGGGUCGACAAGAACGACCCAGGAGCUCUAAUAAUACCAUUUUCCGGAGCAUUCGAACACAAACUGCUGAGUGAAUAUGAAGAUCCCAUUCUUCGGAAAAAGUAUUUAGAAGAUGUUGGCGCAACAAGCGCCUUGGACAAAAUCAUAGUCCAAGGAUACAAAUCUCUCCAGUUGGAAUAUUUCUUCACGGCAGGACCCGACGAAGUCAAGGCCUGGACCAUUCAGAAAGGGACCAAAGCGCCUCAAGCGGCCGGUCGAAUUCAUACCGACUUCGAGAAAGGUUUCAUCAUGGCCGAGGUUAUGAAGUUCCAGGAUUUCAAAGAAGAGGGCUCUGAAACUGCCUGCAAAGCGGCUGGAAAAUACCGACAGCAAGGACGUAAUUACACUGUUGAAGAUGGUGACAUUAUUUUCUUUAAAUUCAACGCUGGGGCCGGCUUGCAACAAGCGAAGAAAAAAUGAUUGUCACAAAUAACCAUAUGUGUUAUGGUUUAUCUAUAUGUCAACAUGAUUUUUUUCUACGCAAGCGUCAACUGUUAAUUUAUUCUCACUUAAGUGGUUUUACCUAAAAUUGUUUGUCUUUUGCAUUUAAAUAUUAAAUAAAUAUUUGGCAUCCUU
Messenger RNA from Cylas formicarius (sweet potato weevil), 1460 nucleotides. RefSeq names its product obg-like ATPase 1. The transcript has 11 exons. Gene Ontology annotation, cellular component: cytoplasm. Bases 105 to 1304 code for a protein of 399 amino acids. NCBI's taxonomy places the organism in Eukaryota, Metazoa, Arthropoda, Insecta, Coleoptera, Brentidae. Gene Ontology annotation, molecular function: GTP binding; ATP binding; ATP hydrolysis activity. The record is from RefSeq and is a predicted model, not a curated record.